Molecule: messenger RNA, 1392 nt
Organism: Symbiodinium natans
Lineage: Eukaryota; Dinophyceae; Suessiales; Symbiodiniaceae
Source: the annotation of a GenBank genome assembly
AUGGGGACCUUCCCAGCCUCAGCCACCACCCGGUUGCUUCCUGCUCUCGUCUUCUUCCCCGUGGCCGUGUUUCUUCUGGCCUUCUUCCUGGGCCACCAUGCAGUGCACCCAUGCGAGCAGCUACGCCUUUGGCUGGAUCGCGCGUGCAUCCACCAGACGGACCAGGCGUUAAAGAUUCGACAGAUUCACGCACUACCCGUGUUCGUCGCCCGGUCGUCAACCAUGCUGGUGCUGUGGGACGAUGAGUAUUUUCAGCGCCUCUGGUGCCAGUUGGAGCUGGCCACCUUCGCCAAGCACGGCGGGGUCGCGAAGGUGACCUUCCUGCCACUAUGGCUUGCGCCAUGGCUUCUCUCGGCGCUGGCCAUGAACCUCACGCUCGUCACGGUGAUCUACCUUCAGAUGGAGGUCCUCACUACGGAUAAGCUUGUUUCCUUCCUGAACGCGGUUGCACCGGCCCGCUUCUGGCAGACGCCAUUUGGCGUGUUCUCAGGUGCUGCGAUGGGCACAGCAGUUCUGGGGCUGUUGGUGGCGCUGGCCUGGUCCUCCCCCUUCAAGAUCAAGUUGAGGAGCCAUGCCCUGAUGCUGGAGCAGAUGGCGUCUUUCGACUGCCGGGGUGCUCAGUGCACGGAGGAGGAAGACCGCCGCCUGGUGCAGCGUCAGAUUCGGGAGCUUUUUCGUGCUGAAGUGACGGAACCUGAGGGGCCUGAGCAGAAGAAUGAGAUGAAAGCAGGCCACCAGCCAACCGCAUCCACUGCGGCAGACGAGGAUGCAUUCUCCUAUUUGCCCGGCGAGCCAGUUUGCAUGCUGAUGGACGAAAGACCCCUAGAUGCUUUCAACGUCUACGUUCAGGAGUCCUUGCGUUCCAGCGUUUUGGACGCUGUCGGGGGUGAGCUUCACGUGCCCUACCGCACAUGCCUUGCAGCUGCUAUGCCCUUGAACUUUUAUUCCUUAGUGGACAUUCUCAAUGUCGCCAACCCUGAGUCCCUUGCAUCGUACGGAGCCGAAUCGUAUGCAGACUUUCUGUGGGCCAGCGCGAUCGGCUGGAUGACAAACAUACUGCUGGUCUUCCCAAUCGUCUACCCCAUCUAUCUCCGCAUGCUCAAAGGCACAUUGUCCAUCCAGUCCACAUGCUUGAAGGGUGUUCUGACUGUCGUCAGCGGUGCCGCGGCACACGCAUACCUUGCUGUCUGUCUCAGCAGCACCUUUUUUUUUCUCCUCUACCAAGCUCGCUCCUCCUUCCUCCUCGUUGUGCUGGCGCUUCUCCUGCAGCUGCGAUACUUCUUUGGUGGCGGCGGCGGCAUUUCAGGUCCCUCUGUUCCGUGUGACUGCCAACCAAACAAAAGACAUUCCAGCCAUCCCACAUACCGACCCUUGUGCGCAGAGAACGCUUGA